This is a messenger RNA of Porites evermanni, 3498 nucleotides long. The record is from the annotation of a GenBank genome assembly. NCBI's taxonomy places the organism in Eukaryota, Metazoa, Cnidaria, Anthozoa, Scleractinia, Poritidae.
AUGAUUUAUAACAAGAGACGAGUCAUAAUUGUUGCCCUUAUCUUCGCUUCAGCUUGCGCAUGGAUGGUUUUUGUCUAUUUCACUAUCACUUUCCAUAAUCUGGAACGCCCGUCAGAGCUACAAAAUGCGCCUACCUGGGCAAAUACUACCCCUAUAGUCCUUAUGGCCCCAGUAAAAAAUCAAACAGAAAUCAAUGACACAGACGACUCAGAUAUAAACGAAACUUUCCAUCAACUGAUUGAUUUUAAAGACUUGAGAAGGAAUAAGAGAGCAGUAUUGCUAUUGAUCAUCGUUUCCACUGCACCAGCAAGAUUUGAAAGAAGACAGGCAAUAAGAGAAACGUGGUGGAAACAUUGUUUUGGCAAUCAGACUCAGGUAGGCAGGCAACAUAGGUUCUUUGUCGCCAGUUAUCUCACGAUCUCACGAUGACGUUUCUUUCAGUAAUAUCUAAUCAUUUCGGUCUUCUUUAACAAAUUAGCGAAUAAUUUUUAAACCGCUCGAUAGAUUUUUUUUAAAAAAAUUUAAGAUUCUUGAGAUUAAUGUUCCUUUAAUAUGACCUUUUACUUUCAGGAUUAUUGAUAUAUUGUAAGGCAGUAAAAUAAGGGCUACAAUUCGUUUCUUUUUUGUUCCGGAAAAGCUCGAUGUGGGAUUUUUAUUCUGUGGACAUGAAGUGCGGCAAGUAGAGUGCGUGAUAGUCAAGUACAAAGCUACCCGUCUAAACACAUACGUAACGCAGACGGGUAGUUAAAGUUGCUUCCAGUAGUAGUCGAAGGUUAAAUCAUUGAUAUCUCAAGUGUUUAUAAAGUGCAACGCGACUUCACAUCUUAACAGCUGCGAAAAUCUAUGAAUUAAAUACAUACACAGCAUACAACAAAGUGAAUCUAUUUAACCGUGGAGUCCCAGUAACUGCGACAAUAUUCCGAGAAACGUAACGCCUCAAUACACCACAAAUAGGAUUUCUCGCUAUAAUAUUUUCUCAUCAUACUCGGGGUAUUUACUUUAUCAUACCCGUGUAUAAUAACACGAAAAUUAAGGGCCUCGAUUCGGGGAAAAUUACAUCACUGCCAAACAGCGAAAACGUAAUCAACUUACAUGCGUCAUUUCAGUCAUCACCAAAAAUAAACCGCAUGCUCAUCACGAGACUCAUUUGCAUACAAUGAAAGUCGUCACCAUUCUUAUCCCCAGUUUCCACGGUCUCUGCUUGGAACGUUUGAGAGCAUGGCGUCCUAAUUGGUGCCCACACACAAAGAAAAAAAAAAGAAACGCCUGCAUUUUUAGAGUCUAGCCGUGCUAAAGCAAGCUCGACUAAAAAGUUCCUCAAUAGAGUACUAAAGUGAUGACGUCCUAAAAAUGAAAUUUCUCAAAUUAUGAGAUUUGUCAAGAUAUUCUGAAAGAAUGUCCAAGAGGCCUACUUGCCAAAAAUGAACAUUUCGGGGCAAAUUGUCUCCGAGAUCGUAGCCCAGUUAUACUCAGAAAACUCGAUACAAACCCUUCCAAUUUUUUUUUGGGUCGACCCAAAAAAAAUUUAGAAGGGUUUGUAUGGAGUUUUGUAAGCAUAACUGGGCUACGAUCUCAGCGACAAUUUGCGCCCAAAUGCUCAUUUUUGGCAAGUAGGCCUCUUGGACAUUGUUCUUUCAGAAUAUCCUGACAAAUCCCAUAGUUUCGGAAAUUUCAUUUUUGUGACGUCACACUUUAGUACUCUAUGAAUCAUUGGCGAAGGUGUCUUGGUUAUAAAUAGAGAAAACAGAAUUUAAUUUCGUGAAUCUCAGUGCUUUUCCAGAAAACGUUCAGUUUCGUCAUUUCAUCAUUUUUACCUCACCAAUGUAUGGAAUGUGUGAAAAGAGAGCUACACAACCGAGAGAAUACUAUUGACUGACAACAUACAGAGCAGGGGCAGCUGUAGUGUCAACUUUUACUAGUAAUACAUGUACUCUAGAGAACUGUUUCUUUCAAAUUUCGUCUUAUUCUUGUGCAUAUCUACGCAUAAUUUAUGAAAAGACAAGGGUUCACGUUCCCCUGAGACCUCUAUUGGGAAAACAAAACACACAAGCGAAAGAGGUCUAUUAACGGGCCCGAAAAGCUGUUGUCGUUUACAUUAAAGCUCGAGGUUUCAGUAGGUUAACAAAUAAUAUGAUAAAACUAUCAGGAUGUAAUCUGAAUAUUUGAUUUCGGGCCCGUAAAGUUACCGGGACUUUCGAGAAACGGGCCCCAGGAGCAUAGUCCCUUGGAGUCUCGGCUCGGUCAAUCCUGGGCCGGGUUGUUCAAAGCAGGGGUUAAGAUAACCCAGGGUUAGUGCGAAGUAUAAAUUCAGAUAUCAAAUUCAGAAAUCAAAUUCAGUUUAAUUCUUUUUGCCUGUAAUGUAAUGAAUUGAUGCUCUAUAACGAAUAGUGAAAAUUAUCCGGGAAAAUGCUUUUGAACAAAAGAAGAAGAAACCCAGAAUAAACCUUAAUACUGAGUUAGGAUUAAUCGGCUUUCGAACAAGUGGGCCCUGGACUAUACCGUGAGCUGUGACGUCAUCGACAGAGACUCGCCCGCUUUUUCCCAGACCUCACGCGGACAACGGGAAAGACAGAACGCCUAGGGACUAGGCUGGGGUUCCAGGGCUUUUCUCUUGGACUCUGGGAGGGUCCAAUCCCAGAUUUACACGAGAAAGGCCCUGAAGAUGGCUCACACGACACCCGGGACAUUAGGGCAGUUCUGACCUCGUGAGUGUAACUUGAAUUUUUCUUUCUUCAGGUUGAAUGUGUCUUCAUGACUGAUGGACUUAUAACAGACAGAAUUCAACGUAACCUUAUUUUAAACGAAAAGGAUAAAUACAAGGAUAUUAAGCUCCAGCCUCUUAAAGGAGGCCGUGGGCAGUUUGGAUUCCGUUUCCUUAACCAAAUCAAAUGGGCAGCGGCAAAAUUUAACUUUCAGUACCUACUUAGAAUGGAUGAUGACUACUUCUUGUGCCCAAAAAGGCUUCUUUUUGAGCUUCCAUUGAGACCAAAACAAAAUCUAGUCUGGGGAUCUUUCCACUGUCAAAUAGGAAUCACAUGGGUGGAUGAAGCAUUUAUGAUAUUCUCCGAAGAUAUUAUCCAGAAGUUCUUGGCACAGAACGAAAGCUCGAUGUUGUGUCAUCCACAAGCGGACCAACAAGUCAUGUUGUGGCUGAACAGUAUUCUAAACAAAACAUACUUCCACGAUACCAGGUUACAUCAUCAUCCUCCAGCGUCCCAUGUUCCUCGAUUUAGUAACAUCUCGAAUGUUUGUGACUCCUAUUUAGGCGCGCAUGGGGCAUACGGUGAGACCAUGUAUUAUCUGGGGCUAAGAGCUAAUGACAACGCUAAAGAUCAUUCAGCCAUUCCUGAUUUUGCAAAAUUUUGUAAAACCACAAAGUUUGAUCACCGUGCAUUUCGUGGUAUGUGGCGACAUGAACCCAAGCCCUGCAAAGAUAACCCAACGUGGGACUUGGGAGAUGAAAUGUGGUUUGGUAAGGAAGUUGGUCAAGGAAUGUAA